GUGUUUGUGCGACUACGAAGAACUAUCAUCACACCGCUCGGGAGAUUAACGUCUGGAUUAUGUCAAUGGAGUUCAUCAAUCAAGACUUCAGCUUCGAUAAAACCGAAUAUAAGUGAAGAAAGCCAACAAGAACACCGAUCACGACAUCAUAGCAUAACCAUAAAGCAAGAUUGUAGGUGUGGAUGCAGAUGUUCGUGAACAAGCCAAUGGGGAAGUUGGUACAAAUGAAGCAAGCAAGAAAGAGAAAAGUGGCAUAUCUUAUGGAAUUGAUGAUGUUCCACCCUGGUACUUAUGUAUAUUUAUGGCAUUGCAGCAUUACUUAACAAUGAUUGGAGCUAUAGUAUCAAUUCCUUUUAUUCUAUGUCCUGCACUCUGCAUGAAAGAAGACGAUCCUGCAAGGGGACACAUAAUAUCCACAAUGAUAUUUGUUACUGGAAUAGUAACAUUCCUGCAGACAUCAUUUGGCUGUCGGCUACCAAUAGUGCAGGGUGGAACUAUAUCAUUCUUGGUUCCUACACUUGCUAUUUUGAGCCUUCCAACAUGGAAGUGUCCGUCAGAAGAAUUCAUUACUUCUUUAAGUCCUGAUGAACGGCAAGAACUUUGGCAAGUUCGAAUGAGAGAGCUUUCUGGUGCAAUAGCAGUAUCUGCCUUGGUACAAGUUUUUAUUGGUUAUUUUGGCAUAAUUGGUGUUAUCCUCAAAUAUGUUACACCUCUCACCAUUGUACCAACAGUCUCAUUAGUUGGUUUGUCCCUCUUUGAGAAUGCUGCUGAUGCAGCAUCACAACACUGGGGAAUAUCUAUGGGGACUAUCAUCAUGCUGACUGUAUUCUCUCAGUGCAUGCGAUCAGUCAGUGUUCCUGGAAUCAGUUAUAAAAGAGGUCAAGGACUAUCUUUGGUCUGGUUCCCAUUGUUCAAGCUUUUCCCAGUUCUUCUUACAAUCUUAAUAAUGUGGGGUAUCUGUGGCUUGCUGACCUUAUUUAACGUACUUGAAAUGGGCCAUCCUGCCAGAACUGACACAAAGAUACAAAUUCUAAUGGAUUCACCUUGGUUUCGGUUCCCUUAUCCAGGUCAGUGGGGAAUUCCAACAGUCAGUGCAGCUGGCGUGUUAGGAAUGCUUGCUGGUGUGUUAGCCUGUACAGUUGAAUCAAUUAGUUACUACCCUACAACAGCUAGAAUGUGUGCUGCUCCACCUCCACCUGUACAUGCAGUGAAUAGAGGAAUAGGCACAGAAGGACUGGGAACAGUGCUAGCAGGUCUCUGGGGUAGUGGUAAUGGGACCAAUACAUUUGGUGAAAAUGUAGGAGCAAUUGGCGUUACUAAGAUUGGCAGCCGAAGGGUUAUACAGUAUGCCUGUGUAUUAAUGUUACUGCAAGGCAUCAUUAGUAAAUUUGGAGCAGUUUUUAUCAUCAUCCCAGAGCCCGUUGUUGGUGGUAUAUUUUGUGUUAUGUUUGGAAUGAUUGCAGCUUUUGGGUUGUCUGCACUUCAGUAUGUAGAUCUAAAUUCAUCAAGAAAUCUAUAUAUUCUGGGAUUUUCUAUCUUUUUCCCAUUGGUGCUUUCAAAAUGGAUGGUAAAGCAGACAAAUGCUAUUCAGACAGGAAGUGAAGUUGCUGACAGCAUAUUUACAGUGUUAUGUAGCACAAGUAUUUUGGUUGGUGGUUUUGUAGGCUGCUUUCUUGACAACACAAUUCCAGGUACACCAGAAGAAAGGGGACUGAUUGCUUGGCAGGCUGAAAUGAAUCUUUCAGGAGAAGGCAGUGACAGUGAUGCACCCAGUACAUACGAUUUCCCAAUUGGUAUGAGUGUCCUGAGGAGGUGGACUUGGACAUCCUAUUUGCCAUUUUCGCCCACAUACAAACCAAGAACCUCUAAAAUGUGCAGCAGGAAUAAAAUCUACUAAUGGCACCCUGAAGUUCAUCUCUGAUGCUUCAAACAGACUGAAAUAUUUUUUUACCAUUUCCAUUUCCAUUUUCUUGCAUUUAAAUAUAUUGUUAAGUAAAACUCUCCACUAAGACAAUGCUCAAUUGAACAUGACGACAAGCCACUAAUUUAUAAUACAGACGAAUUUGUGGUUCAUGAUUUAUUAUGUUCGACAACUAAGUACUCACUUAUGGAGGAAUAACUUUGUUACCUA
This is a messenger RNA of Schistocerca nitens (vagrant locust), 2131 nucleotides long. RefSeq names its product solute carrier family 23 member 2. Gene Ontology annotation, molecular function: transmembrane transporter activity. Lineage: Eukaryota; Metazoa; Arthropoda; Insecta; Orthoptera; Acrididae. Gene Ontology annotation, biological process: transmembrane transport. Gene Ontology annotation, cellular component: membrane. The transcript is spliced from 14 exons. The record is from RefSeq and is a predicted model, not a curated record. The coding region runs from base 302 to 1897 and encodes 531 amino acids.